Messenger RNA from Tympanuchus pallidicinctus (lesser prairie-chicken), 6045 nucleotides. It is a transcript of the gene SLITRK1, whose product is annotated as SLIT and NTRK like family member 1. The record is from RefSeq and is a predicted model, not a curated record. NCBI's taxonomy places the organism in Eukaryota, Metazoa, Chordata, Aves, Galliformes, Phasianidae. Gene Ontology annotation, molecular function: protein binding. Gene Ontology annotation, cellular component: GABA-ergic synapse; glutamatergic synapse; postsynaptic density membrane. Gene Ontology annotation, biological process: regulation of presynapse assembly; positive regulation of synapse assembly; axonogenesis. The coding region runs from base 648 to 2726 and encodes 692 amino acids. The transcript has a single exon.
UCCGCAGCGGGGGCAGGCGCCGCGGAACGCCGGGGGCUCGGCGGCCAGCGCCUAGAUUGGGGCGCGCUUUCAGCACCGGGGCGCUGGACAGCGCCCGGCGGGCGGCGGGCGAGGAGCGCGGCUCCGCGGCAAGGUCAGUCCGGCGCGGAGCCGCGCACAGCAGCAGCCUCCGCGGGCACCGCUGCGCGCUCCGCCUGCUCCUCUCGACCAUGCAGCGGCGGCUGGCGGCAAGCACCGCUCCCGUGCUGGUGAGACAGCCCGGCCCGCAGACCUCCGCUUAGCUGCCCGGGAAGCGUCAGGGAGAGGGAUCGAGGAGAAGGAAUUUUUUUCCUUCCACUUUUUUUUUUUUUUUUUUUUUUUUUUUUUUUUUUUGCGUGCCUUGCAGUACGUGCCUGGAGAGUUUGUGGAUAUAAUUAUUGACUGGAAUCUGGGCUGCUGCAGAUGUAUGUGGGGGGGGGGAGAGAGGAGAAAAGAAAGAGUUCCCCCCCCUCUCCACCGACCCUCCCUGCUUCCCCUCCCCACAUUUUUUCCCCCUUUGGUGUUGGUUUGGACAUUUUGUAUUGAAUGAACUGGAAUUGCUUUCCGUGUGAGAAGGAUGGUUGCUGUUACUUUGUGAUGAGAUCGGGAAUGAAUUGCUCGGUUUAAAAAUGCUGCUUUGGAUUCUGUUGCUGGAGACGUCUCUUUGUUUUGCUGCUGGAAACGUUACAGGGGACGUUUGCAAAGAGAAGAUCUGUGCCUGCAACGAGAUAGAAGGGGAUUUGCACGUAGACUGUGAGAAAAAGGGAUUUACCAGCCUGCAACAUUUCACCGCCCCAACUUCCCAGUUUUACCAUUUAUUCCUGCAUGGAAAUUCCCUGACUCGACUUUUCCCUAAUGAGUUUGCUAACUUUUACAAUGCAGUCAGUUUGCACAUGGAAAACAAUGGUUUGCAUGAGAUUGUUCCUGGGGCUUUCCUGGGGCUGCAGCUGGUGAAACGCUUGCACAUAAACAACAACAAGAUCAAAUCAUUCAGGAAGCAGACUUUCCUGGGGCUGGACGAUCUGGAAUACCUCCAGGCAGAUUUUAAUCUAUUGCGGGAUAUUGACCCAGGAGCAUUUAGGGACUUAAACAAACUAGAGGUGCUGAUUUUAAAUGACAAUCUUAUCAGUACCUUGCCCCCCAACGUGUUUCAGUAUGUGCCGAUCACCCACCUCGACCUCCGGGGAAACCGUCUUAAAACCUUGCCUUAUGAGGAGGUUCUGGAGCAGAUCCCAGGCAUUGCUGAAAUCCUGCUAGAGGAUAACCCCUGGGACUGUACUUGCGAUCUGCUGUCAUUGAAGGAAUGGCUGGAAAACAUACCCAAAAAUGCUUUGAUCGGCAGAGUGAUUUGUGAAGCUCCCACUAGGUUGCAGGGCAAAGAUUUAAAUGAGACCACUGAGCAAGAGCUGUGCAAAAAGAACAGAGUGGAUUCUAGUCUAGCUGCUCCCCCUGCUGAAGAAGAAACCUGUGAUCCUGGUCCCAUUCCAACCCCCUUUAAAAUACAUGGCAAAGAAGACCCUGCCACACCAGGAUCUGGUCCAAACGGAGGUACAAAGAUUCCUGUCAACUGGCAAAUCAAAACUAGACCCACUGCUGCUGUGUCAACUGUUAGUGUGAAGAGCAAGCAACCAGCUAUCUUGUCCUGCCCUCAGAUCUGCAGCUGUGAUCAGAUCCCUGGAUCAGGAUUAAAGGUUAAUUGCAAUGACAGGAAUGUAAGCAGCCUGGUGGAUUUGAAGCCUAAGCCGUCCAAUGUGCAGGAGCUGUUUUUGAGAGACAACAAAAUACACACCAUCAGGAAAUCCCACUUUCUGGAUUACCGAAAACUUAAUUUACUUGAUCUGGGAAACAACAACAUAGCCACUGUUGAGAACAACACCUUCAAGAACCUCUUUGAUCUCCGAUGGCUGUACAUGGAUAGCAACUACUUAGAUACCCUCUCUCGGGAGAAAUUCACUGGGCUGCAAAACCUGGAGUAUCUGAAUGUGGAGUUUAAUGGGAUCCAACUGAUCAUGCCCGGCACCUUCAAUGCAAUGCCCAAACUCAGAGUUCUCAUCCUCAACAACAACUUAUUGAGGUCUCUCCCAGUUGAUGUGUUCGCCGGGGUCUCACUUUCCAAACUCAGCAUACACAACAAUUAUUUCAUGUACCUCCCAGUGGCAGGGGUGCUGGACCAGCUCACCUCCAUCACCCAGAUCGACUUGCACGGCAACCCAUGGGACUGUACUUGCCCUAUCGUGCCUUUCAAACAGUGGGCGGAAAUGCUGCGCCCCAAAGUGAUAAUGAGUGACCUGAGGUGCGAGUCUCCAGAAGAUUUCUUCAAGGAGGAUUUUGAGUCCCUCUCCAAUGACGUGAUUUGCCCUCAGCUAAAAAUAUUGCCCACCUUAAGUUCUACCAACAAAAACAGCACUGGGGUUGCAGAGACAGGUACUCACUCCAACUCCUACUUGGAGACCAGCCGGGUCUCCAUUUCGGUGCUAGUGCCAGGGCUGCUGCUGGUUUUUGUGACCUCUGCUUUCACAGUGGUUGGCAUGCUGGUAUUCAUCCUAAGGAACAGAAAACGGUCCAAGAGGAGGGAUGCCAACUCAUCUGCAUCUGAGAUCAACUCCUUGCAGACUGUUUGUGACUCAUCCUACUGGCACAACGGGCCCUACAGCACCGAUGGGGCCCACAGGGUUUAUGACUGUGGUUCCCACUCCCUGUCGGACUGAGGAGGUGGGUGGGGCGGAGGUGGCUGCUGCCCAGGCUGACCCUGCGCUAUCCCAGUGAUGGAGAGGCAAAUGCCAGCAGGGACGGCUCUGCACCUCAGCUACCUUUUGUGAGAAAUGAAAAACACUUGCGCACUCCCCUGCGGCCCCCAGAGCAAGAGCCUUGCUCAGUACGUGUGGGGGGAGCCCGGCGGAGGGGCACGUCUCCCUACCAAGCGCUGCCGGGAUGGCAAUGGACGAGCAAGGACCUGCUUCCUUUGGCUCCAGCAGGGCGAACCAUGGCUCUUGGUUUUAUUGGGCUUUUGUUCUGUUGUGUUGGGGGUUGUUUUGCUUUUUUGCCCUCUUCCCUUUUGGAUGGACCCCUCCCUCCCUUGAGAGGCCAGGAAGAUGAGGGGGACGUAGGAAAGGCUGCUGUCAGCCUCCUCCUGACAAAACAGGAGUAGAAAGUUGCACGAAGGCAUGAAUGUAAUGUAAAUAAAUGACUGACUCUGAAACAGACAAAUGAAAAAAAAAAAAAAAAAAAGAAAAUUUAAAAAAAAACAACUGCUGCAUGGCUCGCAUGGAUACAACGCACCCCAGGGACGCUCCAGCCUGCAACUGGAAGCAGCGUCUAGUUCACACCAUCAUCCCUCUUACCUGAUAAGUCCCUUCGUAUCAAACCUUCUAUAUAAGAAAUACAGUAUAAUAAUAAAAGUGCCAUUUCGCCUUUUUUUUUUUUUUUUUUUUUUUUUUUUUGUGUGUGUGUGAUCAAUAGGCAGUAGAGAUCGUACUUUUACUGUGGGGAAAAAAAAACAAAAAAACAAAAAAACAACAUGUAAAGGUUUUAUUUAAUACAUAGUUGCAUGAAUAUUCUCAUUUGAUUUUUUUUUUUUUUUUUCUUGAUGUGGGAAUGGCUUUUCUUGGGAGAUGUUUUCUUUCUCAAUGGUGAUCUUUAGUUCUUUUAGAGGGAGGGGUAUGGAGGGAGGGGAAGCUUUGGCUUUGUUUUCUCUCUCUUCCUUUUCAGUAUACAUAUUCAGUACUGCCUUUCCAUUUGAAUGUAAAAAUUAGUACCCUUGAUUUCUAUUAUGGUAAUAGUGUAAACAUUAAAAAAAAAAAAAAAUCAAGGCAGUUAAGCAUGACCAAUUAAUGUCACUCUAGUACUUAGGCUGCAGAGUUUAAUGGUAGAAAAAUCUGUGCUGUUGUAAAUCUUACUAUAACUUGAGGAAAUUAGAACUGAGGAAGCAAGUAAAACUUACUAAUUCUACUUGAGGUUUUAUAAUGGCAUAUUUUUUCAGUAUUAAAGUGAAAAUGUUUUCAACUCUGGGUCCUUACCAUUUUUCCAGCAUCAGUUCUUGCAAGUGGGUUAUUUGGGUUUAGGGGAUAGAGCUUCCUUUCAGUGAUAUGUUUCUUCCUCCAUCUCUCCACAUCCAGCCCCCCUGCUUUCCUCUCUCCCUCUCUUCCUCUUUCUCAUUCAUUCACGUGCAGCGUCACAAACAGUCUUCCCCAAUGUAAAUAACACACACAGGUUUCUUGUCUCCCUUACUCCCUCCCACCCUAACCCUCUUUCCUCUCUCUCUCGUAAUGCGGCAGUGAAUCCCUUUAUUAAUACUGUGAAUCUCUCACUGCUGCUGCUGCUGCUGCUGCCACUGCCUCUGCUGCACACACUGCAGAUGUAUUAGGGAUGUUAGUGGGAAUUUGAUUUAAUUGACUCUGCCUACCUCGGUCUCAUUAAGCCAGAGCUGGAUUUCACUGGUCAGCACUUCAGGCCCUCACACAGCUUGCUGGACUGCCAGCGAGGUGAGGCUGCUGUGGGCGGCUGGAUUCCAGCUGCUGCUGGAGGUGGGAAAGCUAAUUAGCGAAAGGACUUUCCCAUCCCUGCUCUAGGUUUCUGAACCUUUAAUAUUAGAUGCUGAAAUAAACAAAGCAUAGGACUGCAGUUAGACUUCAGGCAGCUUGCACUUGAUCCUAUUCCGAUAUGGGAAAGUGCCCCGAAACCCAGUAAUAUCUGUAAAGGAGAAAGCCCUUGCAAAUCAUUUUUAACUCAGAGCUCAAGUCCCGGUGGAGAUAUGGAGAAUUUCAGUCACGUUGCUUCUGGCUUUCUCCAGGCAGAGAAUCCUUUUAAAGAGUAAAACACCAUAAGGGACUUGCUAAACUUCAAAUACUAAUUCGGUUUGCUUUAUAGAAAAUGCCCACCUUUGGGAUAUGCAAUAAGAAAAAAGACAUGCAUACAGAGACAUUGCAAUUGAUACACUCUUGAAAAUGAGGCAAAAGCCUGAUCCCAGGUGUUCAUGAAGUAUUAAAUGGGAGAAGAUCAUUCUUCCAGAAUCCUUUAUCAUUAUGGAAAAUUCUGCAUUCUGCUAGAAAAUACCUUAGUGUUUGAUUAUGCAGCUCUGGAAACAUACUGUCCUGUUUAAUUAUAUAAACCAUUCUGAUUUCAAGGACCCUUCUUUGUUUCCCCCUGCUUCUUUUCUGCACUGAUUUUCUGCCAGGACAUUCUAUGUAAGACAAAGUGAUGGCAGUAGAGUCACUAGUUUGCCAUUGUGCUUCCCUCCUACAUGUUUGAGAAGAAAAGGAAAAUGCGUUCACCCAAGAGUCAGUAUUUCUAUCAUUACGAGGCCAUCUGCUUUAACUUAAGCAUAGCCCAAAUAUAUUUAAGAAUAUGUCAGUACACCACUAGACUACCAUUUAUGUCUUGCUUGCCUUCCCCAUGCCACUGCAGUGAGAAAAUUGAAGAACAGAGCAGUCAGAAUACACCUCAUGCUAAAAAUUGUUAUGUUAGGUUGAUUCCUAUGGAAGUUAAAAGAGAUAGUAAAUUAAAGAUGCCAAAUCACUGGCUGAGGCAAGUCAUACACACACUGAAGAGACUAUAAUACUAAAUACAUGUGAUUAUGGUUUUUCCAUCACUGGGAUGUAGCAUGAACUUGUGACUUUUGUCUCCUACUUUCUUUAAAGAACUAUUUCAUUGGCACAAGUACAUAGAAAUGUCAAGUCAGCUGGGGAACUGAAGGUAUGCAUUUACGCAUGCUUCUAGGUUGAGGGUUGGAAGAAACAACAAAAUAACCCCUUUUAUUUCUGUGACAUGCUCUGAUUUUAACACUCACAUGAUUCAUUCUUCCAUCUCUCAGACACUUGCCCUUAAGAUAAAUAGAUCAUCUAAAUCUCUGAAUCUGUAUCAUGAUCAGGUUUGAAUUAUGAUAUUUAUCUUAUUUGUCUGAUUGACAUUUCAAGGUCAUUUUAUCAAAACAAAGCACCCAACUAAACAGAAAAAUAAACUUAAGAAUCAUAAAUUAAGCCAUAACACAUACCACAUUAAGUCACUUCUUACCUCUUCUUUCUUUUGUAA